Messenger RNA from Pochonia chlamydosporia 170, 855 nucleotides. RefSeq lists its product as hypothetical. NCBI's taxonomy places the organism in Eukaryota, Fungi, Ascomycota, Sordariomycetes, Hypocreales, Clavicipitaceae. The record is from RefSeq and is a predicted model, not a curated record. The coding region runs from base 1 to 855 and encodes 284 amino acids. The transcript has a single exon.
AUGUCGCUGUCGAGGGCAUUUACAACUCGCCGGCUGCGAGGCGGCAGUGACCUCGCUGACAGCGCCAAGAUGCCUCAGCGAAGCAACACCACCAAGAUUCCCUAUAAUAUCCGCGACAAAAUUUCAGCACCAGUGCAGUUGAUUCACACCACCAACAUGCUCUCAUACAAUGCCCCUGAUAUUCCUCGCCCGUCUCGAAGCAACUCAACUACGAGCAAGUCAGCAUCGGACACUGAGUCCCAGUCCACGGCGGAUUCCACUCCUCCAACUAGCCCUGAUGUGUCCUCAUCGCCGGAGCCGAACCAUUUGUCUUGCUACUUCAAGACUGCUGGAUCAACGACGACCACUUCGCCUGUCGAGGCAGAGCCUCCCGUGAUUCCCAAGCGCUCUCCAUCACAUACCAAGAAGAACUCAUACGACGCCAUUGCUCGCCACAGAUCUGUCUCGCGCAUGUCCCGAGACUCAGAUAACUCAGUUUCUACCAAAGCCGGCCAAACGUUCUCUCGUUCUCCGUCAACAUCCACGAGAGCUUCAUCCGCUUCGCAUGCAUCAUCGCCGCUUUCUCAGAAGCAGGCGAACCCGCCACCCCCGCCAGCCGCAUCGACUGGCCUUAGCCAGCUUCAAAACAAGGAAUCUCAUCCCUUUGGACAGGAGCUGGCUCAGGUCACCGAACUCGCAGAAGAGUACAGCACCAACAAUCGCCUUGACACCAUUGACGAGGAGCAGCAGUAUCUGGACAACCGAGGACUCAAGAAGUUCAGCCCAGAUGACUAUCUAAGCGCCAUUCAUGGUCUCUCUGCCAUGUUCUUCCCCGAACGAAAUCACGCCACGUCAGCGGCACCGCUGUGGAUUUAA